AUGGUUCCACAGCCAGGAUACGUCCCCGGUUUACUUGAUGGGCAACUCUACGAGCAACUCCACAAGCAAUUCGGCCUCUCCGAGUCCAAUAUGGAGAUCAUGGUCAACGAGUAUCACACCGCCACUGCGUACGCACCGCCGCCAUUCGAGGAUGUCCUCUACAGGCAACCAGAGGCCUCUGUCGACGAACCGGUCCCAGGAAUGGUCCUUAGCAUACCCAACAUACCCGUCAUCAAUUCAGCAUACAACAAUGUCGAACCCACCACCAAUUAUAUCGACCCCACCACCACUUACAUCGACCCCACCACCACUUACAUCGAUCCCAUUUACACCAACGAUGCACCCGCUUCCCUGACGUAUACCAACACCAACACCAACGCUCGUGCGUAUGAAUCGGCAGGGCAUGAAGAAAGAUCGGAAGGGAAAGCGUCGGAAACCUUUGUUGCUGAGGAAGGUGUCAUUGUUGAGGAAGUGUUCUUUGAUGCCAACAGAACAACUGCUAGCGGUGCACCUGCAGUGGCAGACGCACGACCGUGUGUGAAAAAAACUAUCACCAGAGAUCUGGGCACCACUUUGAUUGGUAUUAUAUCUCUUGCUGCUAGUCAUACCUCAGACGGUGCCGUCGACAUGAUGAUCUUGAUGGUCCAGGCUGCAUCUGACCACUACAUUCUCUGGGAGAAGGAAUGUUUAAGAGACGCCUUUAUGGCGAUAAAAAGACUAGCUUAUCUUGCAUUAUGGUAUCCUGUCCAGGAUCUACAAAUAUGGCGCGUGACGCGCUCUCUUGCCAACGGACAGGCCACUUACCAACAAACUGCUACUUGCAUAUCCCAUGCUCAACAAUCACUGCUUGAAGCCACGCAUGCAGUUGUGUUGACAGUAGAACCAUUAUCUGGCUCUAAUCGCGGGUAUUAUUCCGCGGUGGUUCUAGCAUGGGUCUUAGUUGAAUGGUCUCGUCGGAAUGGCGUUGGCAAACGCAAGAACAACAAGGUGGCCAUAAAAAAUCUAGCCUACCAGUUGGUAGACUCAACAAAUUCAAGCUCGUUGACAAUCGUGUUACUUGUCGCUGCAAAGGAACAUAGCUUAUCGUCAUUCUUCAAGGACCCCACCCUCAAGGUCCAUAUUGAAAACCAUUUAAUGGAUGGAAAUGUCAAGCUUGCACCGGACCAUAUCCACCGGGCCAUUGCAAUCGGGAUGGCCCUGCUUGGGACAACCAACCCAGACUGUUAG
Desarmillaria tabescens is the source of this 1227-nucleotide messenger RNA. RefSeq lists its product as uncharacterized. The transcript is spliced from 5 exons. The record is from RefSeq and is a predicted model, not a curated record. NCBI's taxonomy places the organism in Eukaryota, Fungi, Basidiomycota, Agaricomycetes, Agaricales, Physalacriaceae. The coding region runs from base 1 to 1227 and encodes 408 amino acids.